CAGCUUCUUAAUGCAAAACUGAAGACUGAGGCACUGAAGUCAGUGGCGGGGUCACUGAAGUCACGGUGUUCGAGUGUGACAGAUAACAGGCUGGAUUAUGUGGACUGUCCUCCGCCUGCUCGGAUUCUCUGGAGUACACAGAGAUGCACAAGCGAGCCAUAGUGCAAAACAAUACCAUGGCUUGAGAAAUCAGGGAUCAACGUGUUACCUGAACACAGUGCUGCAGUGUCUCUACAUGACCAAAGACUUCAGAACAGCAGUACAGAGCUUUAAACAAGAUCCACAGGACUCCAACCAGGGAAAUGCUGGUCUGUUGUUACAGCUGCAAAAUCUCUUUGGAGAGCUAAACAAGGUCAAUGCCACCACUGAAGGAAUAACUGAAAGUCUUAGCAUCAACAACGGUGAGUUAUUUUCCAUGUUCUUAGUCACGUGCUUGUUGUCGGUGUUGUUUACAUUGUCCUAUUUAUUUUUAGUCUAUGAACAGCAGGAUGCGGUGGAAUACUAUCAGAGAAUCCUAAAACAAAUUGUGCCACAAGUGUCCCAGGUCUUUGAAGGAAAACUGAGUAACAACAGUAAAUGUCCAGAUGGACACAUAUAUCAGGAGAAGUGUCCCUUCAUCACAAUCCCUCUUGCCAUAGACACUGGACAUGAUAAAAUAUACAAUGUGAAGGAGGGACUGGAGGCUUUUUUCCAACCUUCUCAGUUAGAUGAAGACAACUGGUUGUACUGUGACCAGUGUGACCAAAAAACAGAAACGGAGACUUGGAAUGAAAUAGAAGAGUUUCCCACAGUCCUGACUCUGCAUCUGAAGAGGUUUGACUUUGACUACAUGCAGAUGAGGCAUGUGAAAAACCACUGUCCCAUGGAGAUUCCCCCGACUCUACAGCUUAAAGAUUAUGAAUAUGAUCUUUAUGCAGUUGUUAACCACAGCGGUGAUCGAAAUGGAGGCCACUACAAUGCUGCCAUCAAGUCAUUUGAGGAUAAUCAGUGGUACUGCUUUGAUGACUCUUCUGUCACAAAGUAUUCAGUGGAUGCCCUACAAAAGUCACGGUUGGCCUACUUACUGAUGUACAGACAAACAGCACCAAGCCGAAGAAAUUUUACACUGCAAAAACUCCUGAAAUCUACUGCACUUCGACGAAUGACCUCUGCACUGCACAAUCGCUUUAUCAUAGCUGGAGUUACUGCAAUUAGACGAAUGACCUCUGCACUGCACAAUCGCUUUAUCAUAGCUGGAGUUACUGCACUUAGACGAAUGACCUCUGCACUGCACAAUCGCUUUAUCAUAGCUGGAGUUACUGCAAUUAGACGAAUGACCUCUGCACUGCACAAUCGCUUUAUCAUAGCUGGAGUUGUUACAACGUGUCUGGUAACAGUCAUGUGGAGAAUGUUCAGGUUAAGAUUCCCUAAAUCAUAGUGACCAUAAAAUGUCACAUUAUCUAUUAUAUGAUCAUUGAUUGAACCUUCUUCAUGCAACUUCAUUGCUCAACAUGUUUGUGAAAGAAAAUGAAAAAUAUAGAUGACUCACUUCAAAAGUGCUGGCACAUCACAGAGAUAAACAACUUUGCUUUUAUGUUCUGAAUGUAUGACUGAGCGUGGUUUGUUUGUUUUCUCUUUAAGUAAUAUUAAAUUCAUUCUGUAUUCAGUA
Messenger RNA from Pygocentrus nattereri (red-bellied piranha), 1648 nucleotides. RefSeq names its product ubiquitin carboxyl-terminal hydrolase 47. Gene Ontology annotation, molecular function: cysteine-type endopeptidase activity; cysteine-type deubiquitinase activity. The record is from RefSeq and is a predicted model, not a curated record. Gene Ontology annotation, biological process: protein deubiquitination. The transcript has 10 exons. The coding region runs from base 98 to 1417 and encodes 439 amino acids. Lineage: Eukaryota; Metazoa; Chordata; Actinopteri; Characiformes; Serrasalmidae. Gene Ontology annotation, cellular component: nucleus; cytosol.